Molecule: messenger RNA, 4748 nt
Organism: Chelmon rostratus (copperband butterflyfish)
Lineage: Eukaryota; Metazoa; Chordata; Actinopteri; Chaetodontiformes; Chaetodontidae
Gene: znf384a
Product: zinc finger protein 384 a
Exons: 11
Coding region: 144-1946 (600 amino acids)
Biological process (GO): regulation of transcription by RNA polymerase II
Cellular component (GO): nucleus
Molecular function (GO): RNA polymerase II cis-regulatory region sequence-specific DNA binding; DNA-binding transcription factor activity, RNA polymerase II-specific
Source: RefSeq, a predicted model, not a curated record
UGGAGGGAAAAAAAGGAAAAAAAAACGAAGAAAAAAAACGCAUAUCUGAGGGGUUUGAGGGGCGGAUUUGGACAAAGUUUCCCAACUGUCCCGACCCGAGGAAGCUCCGGGGGGGUUGACGGGGAAUCGAUUUCACCGAAAUAAUGGACGAUUCCCAUUUCAACUCAUCAUACUUUUGGUCUCCCGUCCCCACUGUACAAGGACAGAUUGAGAACGCCAUGUUCCUGAACAAGACAAAGGAGCAGCUAGGCCCAGAGAAGACCAAUGCGCCCUCCUUCCCUCACUCAUCUGCGUCUUCCACCUCCUCCCCCCACUACCCCACGGCUGUGCUUGCCAUCCCCGGCUCAAUGGACGCAGGGGCCGGGGUGCGGGUGGUUCCCAAACAGGAAGGAGGUGGGGGUACUGCAGGAGGAGGUGGUGGUGGUGGCAACAGCGGCACCACACCUUUAAGUGUGGUCGGGGGACACCUACAUCAGUCGCACACCUCCCAGAACAUUACCGUUGUGCCUGUUCCUUCUACGGGUAUCAUGACUGCUGCGGGGUUAGUGAUCACCACCCCUCAAGGCACACUGGUCCCCACUGCCUCCACGCAGUCAUUUGUAACUGGACCCCACACUGCCACCACCAUGAUAGUGUCUGCACUGCACCCCUCAAACACAGACAAGAAGGAGGACAUUGCUAUCCCUCCUGCAGUUGUUAUGCCGACGCCAUCAAAGCGAGGCAGGAAGAGCAAACAGGUGAUGGGAAGAGUGGCUGGAGUGGGUGGGGUACUCCCUCCAGGAAGUGAUGCAUUAAUAUUGGCGCACCUUGCCGCUGGUGGACAGCACCACACCGCUGACCCAUAUGACCUGUCAAAUGAUGAAGAUGAUCAUACCAACAAAGAUGGCCCCAAAUCCUACAGGUGUCGGAUGUGUGCAGUGACGUUCUUCAGCAAGUCAGACAUGCAGAUCCACGCCAAGUCCCAUACCGAGGCCAAGCCCCACAAGUGCCCCCACUGUUCCAAGUCUUUUGCCAACUCCAGCUACCUGUCCCAGCACAUCCGCAUCCACAGCGGGGCCAAGCCCUACACCUGCACCUACUGCCAGAAAACAUUCAGGCAGCUCAGUCACCUACAGCAGCACACACGAAACCACACUGAGGCCAAGCCCCACAAGUGUCCCCACUGCUCCAAGUCGUUUGCCAACUCCAGCUACCUGUCCCAGCACAUCCGCAUCCACACCGGGGCCAAGCCCUACACCUGCUCCUACUGCCAGAAAACAUUCAGGCAGCUCAGUCACCUACAGCAGCACACACGGAUUCACACUGGUGACCGACCGUACAAGUGUAACCAUCCUGGCUGUGAAAAAUCUUUCACUCAGUUGUCCAACCUACAGUCUCACCGUCGGCAGCACAACAAAGACAAGCCGUACAAGUGCCACAACUGUAACCGUGGUUACACAGAUGCUGCCAGCCUGGAGGUGCACCUGUCCACACACACCGUGAAACAUGCCAAGCUGUUCUCCUGUGGCCUCUGUAACCGAUCCUAUACCUCGGAGACAUAUCUAAUGAAACACAUGAGGAAGCACAACCCCGACCCACUAACAGUGGCUGCAACAGUAGCUGCUCAGCAGGCCCAGGGUCUUACGCCAGGCGGAGGAGGGGGCAGAGGCAGAGGCCGUGGCCGAGGGAGAGGGGGUGGGGGCAGAGCAAGCCAGCUCCAAGGCCAGACCAACCCAAACAACACCACCCAGAACCCUAACCCUGGACCCCCAGGCAGCUAUCAGUCACACCAGCAGCCCGCAGAAGCUGUGGUUCAAUGCCCAUUUGACCUGCACCAGUACAAGACAGUGUCAGCCAGCGAGAUCCAGUACAAACCAGUCACUGUGGCAGACCUGCCAGUGACACACAAAGACCUUUGCCUCACCGUCUCCACAUCAGCCAUACAGGUGGAGCACAUGAACUCUUAGGCUGCAUCUUCCCAUUCUGUUGGAGGAUUACUAAUUGUGUCUGCAGUGUAAAAAGGUCCAUAAGAACAAGUAAUUUAACGGUAUUCAGUUUUACAGUCUUCUAAAACAAGAAAAAAUGACUACUAGGGUGAAAAUGUUUACCACCCUAAUAGCCAAGUGCAAGUCAUGUCAUUUAUUUAUACUUUUCUGGAUUUGACAAUGUAACAAGACACUAGUGAAGUUAGUUUAGAUGAACUUCCCGGUGGCUUAGAGUGACUUUAUUUUGAAAGGGGUUGAUUUCAAAGAUACAAGUAAAAUUUAGUCCACCCAAUGUCAGUUUCUUCCUUAAUUUCAAGAAGCUUUAAUUCGGAGUACAACGUUAAAUUACUUGUGACAACACAGAUAUUUUACACUGUGCUUCUCGAUUCCUGAGCCCACUUGUGCCAAGUAUCUCUCAGUAGAAAUGCUGGUCUAGGACACUGAUAGAAGUUGUUUAUUCCACAGCCUGUUUGUGAAGACUUUACCAAAACUGAAUUGGGGAUCAGUUAUGAAUAAGAUGGUGAUUAAGUCCAGACCUGAAUUUCUCAAAAGCAUCUUUUGUCUAAUUGCAUGUUUAAUCAACUCUAAGUCAGUGGACCAGUCAUCAGCUUACUUGCUUUGUGAAACACACUUCAUACACUGAUCCUAAACCAGCAGUCCUGUCUGAGAACCUUGAUAAAAGAAGCUCACUGGUGUCUCUUCUCUUUCUGUAUUGCAUUAUUUGCAAUAGGCAUCAUCGGUGGACGAAGGUGUAAAAUAUCUGUAAAAUAAUAAAUUACACUAUUCUCUGCACAUUUAUGGUCCAGAGAAUUAUGUAAAUUUUGAACACAUUCAGAUCACAUUAAUCUGAACAUUCUCCAUUAUUUCGUUCAAGCCAAAACAAGGGAGAGAAACAAGGCAAGGAAUCCUGAUGAAAGACUGUAGAGAUUCAUAAUCGUGACUGAGACGGCAGGGCAGUGGUAUCGAUCUGAAAAAUGAGGAAGGACUAGGUAAAUAAGCGCGAAUGACUUUUAAAUGACACUGCCAAGAUGCCGUGGACAGCAGAGGCUGGAUGAAAAUGACUGAAACUGAGCCUGAGAAAAGACCACAAAAAGGGGGCAGCAGAACGAAAGGGAUGUGGUGUAUUAUGGGAUUAGGCUAAAGCCUGGGGCUGAAUCUCAAAGUGUGCAUUUCAGAAAUCAUGAGGUCCUUAUUUACACCCACGUCCCUUCAGACACAGAGGAGUAGAGGAACCAUUUCUUUGUCAGAGCCCGAAGUAUUGAACAAAAGAGACGGAACAGUUCAAGAAUGCACUAAAUGCGAGGAGUCUGCUGCAGAGCAAGAUGGAAACACAAGAGAAGAGGGGUUGGUGGGGUGGGAGGGGUCAAAAAGAAAGCACUUGAUGAAGCUUGUACUUCAUGCCUAUGUUUGUCAUCAUUGUACUUUUUUUUUAAUAUAUCAUGUAUUUUUCUACCAACAGAGGAACGUGUGAACAAACUCAAAGAGAAAGCAUAGUGAGUGCAUGAAUGUGAAGGGAACAGAGAGAAAAGUCCUAACGGAACACACACCCACCCCCCCACCCGCUUUUUUUUUUUUUGGUUUGUUUCUUUCUAUUCAAAGAAGGAUGGUUUGCUAUCCUCCAAUGAGCAAAGACAGCCCAACUUGUCAUUGUCAGGGCAAUUGUUGGAGAGAUAAUGACUGUGUGAAAAAAAUGGCUGACAGGUACUGUUAUCGAUCUUUUUUUAAAGAACUUUUCAUACAUAUUAUUACUACUUUCAUUAUAACUGUAUUGCAAAUGUUACCCACAUUAUUAUCAAUCUGAGGCAUUAUUGUAUUGCAGUAUGCUGUACAUAAAAUAGAUAGAAAAUACUUUUUCAUCUGUAAAAGGGAAGUAUGUCCUGUAUAAAGCAUAUAUAGAAACUAAAGGAACUCAAAUUAAUAAGUACCAAAUCAUUGGCUGUGUCCCAGGUCACCUUGAAGUACUGAUGAACUGUAACCUCCGUGCUCAGCAAAGCCUGAAAAAGAAUGAUACAUUCCAGGCCUAAGAAGUUUGGGAAUUGUUCAAAAAGUUGGUUAAAUUAUGAUAAAAUGAUUUUUUUACUUUUUCUAUACUGUAUGACUGUGCAAUCCUUCCUGCAGUUUCAACCACACUCGCCCAUUGCACUUGCCGAUAUUCAAUCUAAUUGUUGAUGUUUCCUGAAAUGGUUUGGUUAACUGUGUUAAUUUUGUAUUAAUCGUUAUCACACUGUUCGGCUUCCUUCCUUCAUGAACACUUCUACAAAUGAGCCGAGAGUUUAACUUGAUGAUUGAAUAACAUGAAACGAGGCUGUGACACAGGUGACCUGGGACACAGCUGCCAUGUUUUUGUGCACAAGCUAUCUCUACCCAGUCAAAAUGUUCAAGCCUGUUCAACUGGCUGAUUGUCGUCAUGUAUUCUCCUCCAUGUAUUUCAUUGUGUCUUUUUAUGAAAAAUAACACAUUUUCAAUAUUCUUGUUAAUGUUAUUACUGAUGCUCCUGAUAAUAAUACAAUUAUUAACUGCCCUCUUAUGCUACACUCUUGCAUACUGUAUGCACAGUUACACCUCUUGCUCAUCUGAACAGACUGUUUCUUCCCUUAAGGAGAAUAAAGUUUGAAAACAGUUUAUGAUGAAGAUACUUAAUUGUCUGAUUUGUUUUAGUAAAAUCCAGAUUGUGUGGCACUGAGUUGAAUGUAUGUGAGGGCCGAGUUGUGUCUGAUUUUUGUUGACUUAGAAUUGUAAAAGCCCUUUUAGAAUUUUGGUGUAUAGAUUAUCACCUUUUUUUUC